CUCUCGCCUCAAUGUUGCGGCCAGCCUAGUGGCAGAUCGCUACAAUCCUGGAGGGAGCCGGGUCGAAUGAGCUAUUGGGGUUCCCAAAUAAUAACGGGGACAAACAGACAGACAAAAAAGACACACAGACGGAUGGACGGAGAUAGGCAAGUGUUCCGACAAAACGCGACACCAUAACCGGAUUCUAUACGCCUUCUUGUUUCCGUUGUUUUGUGUUUCAGUGUUUCUUUUUUUUAUUAUUUAUUUAUUCGGCUGUAUUUAUUUAUUUAUUUAUUUAUUUAUCGAUUGAUUGCGUUUUAAUUACUGCCUUGUGACAGAGAGGGAGGGAGGAGGAGCGUAAGGGCCAAGCGCGCGCGUUGUUUUGUGUGUGUGUGUGUGUGUGUGUGUCUGUGUCUGUGUGUCUAUGUGUGUGUGUUUGUGCGCGUCCGCAUGUGAGUGCGUGUGUAUGUGUGUGCGCAGCCUUUUCCCCACUUGUUAAUUUAUUUAUUGAUGAUCGCCUUUAGUGAAUUAGUUUUCAGUGUGCUCGCGACGCGAUCCGCUGCUUUGCGCGAGCGGAUGAAUGUCUUUAUAUGUAGCCUUCAUGCAAAGGAGAGAGGAGAGGGAGCGCGUGCAGCUAGAGACCAAAUACAAUAGAUCAAACCAAAUAUUACAGAAAUCCAAAUAAGACUUUAUAACUCCGCUGGCCUUUUACACUGUCUUGUCUGUUUCUAUGUAUCAUCAUUUAUUGUGGUGUUUUAAAUUGCAAAGCGAAAACCAAAGCUAAAAAGCCGGGCCGGUGAUGCUACAGGAGUAAGGCUAGCGACUGUUCUCAUGCCUUUUCACACCUAUAGGAAACAUUACUGGUGAGGAGUGAGAGGAGAAAAUAAGCUCCCGGGCCUCUAUGUUUACUCAAGGAGAACGCUUUAGCAGUGCAAAGGUAACAGAGAGACGCAGGUGCAUUAACGACAGGCAGGUGACACACAACCUUUUAUUCUAAAGCUACUACAAUAGGCCUGUAAUUGUAACACAACUUUUUCCUGUAGCCUGUAGAAGUGAGGUCUGAUCUCCUCUCUAUCCGCCUGUGUGUUAGUCUGGACUGUAUAGGCUAACUGCUGCACUCAAGGGACCAUCCUACAUCUAUGUUCUAUGCACAUUUACACCAAAACUAAUGCCGGCCACCAGUCGACGUCCACAAAUGUAAAUAAAAGUGCGCAGCUGGGCUACAUGUGUACACACCUAACGGCGAAUGUUGUGAGCUCUCCAUACCAAAUAUUCCCCCAAAGCUGUCUACCAGAGAAACGGACGAAGACACAGAAGCUUGAGAAGAGGACAGAGCUUAUUACAGUACUUCUGUCACAUUAUUUGCAUCAAAACAAGAAGCCGGAGGAAGAUCAUGUUUGUUCCCUUGCCGGUGCCGUUCGUGUUUCAGAGAACUGCCCCUGACCUCAACGCCUGGCGUCUCAAGUCCCCUCUGGCUCUCCGCUCCAACUCCGAUAUCAGGAUGUCAAAGCCAGUCGAGGUCGAGAAAGUAGGGGCUGACUCACCACUGGAGGGCACAGAUUCUGAGCGGAAUGGACCUGAAUCAAAUCACCAGUCAAUGAAAGUCAAUCCCUUUCCCCUGUCACCGACCCUGAGCAGCAGCAAGAAUAAGAUGGAGGAGUGCGGCGAGAUGUCCCCAGCCCUUCCUCCCUCUCACGGCCCGACCCCAUCACAGACGGCCCUACAACAUACACAGCUCAUGCUGACCGGCUCCCAACUAGCAGGGUUGACAGCUCUGUUGCCAGCACAGCAGCAGUUGUUGCUGCAGCAGGCUCAGGCGCAGCUCCUGGCUGCAGCUGUGCAGCAGUCCAAUGCAGCCCACGCCGCUCAUGCUGCCCAUGCAGCCGCCCAAGCCAAUCAGCAAGCUCAGGCAGCCGCAGCAGCAAAUCAGCAAGCCCAGCAGCAGCAGCAGCAGCAGCAGGCGGGACAGACGGGUCAGCAGGCUCAGUCGCAGUCCCAGGGACAGGGACAGAGCACACAGGAACAAACAGCCCAAAGUGUCCCUGUCCCGCCUCCUCCACCCCAGCUUACCCUGUCCCAGCCAAUCCAGCUGACCGCCCAGGACAUCCAGCAGUUGCUGCAGCUUCAACAGUUGGUGCUGGUGCCCGGCCAUUCGCUCCCAUCUCCUGCCCAGUUCCUCCUCCCACAGCCACAGCAGGCUCAGCAAGGACUCCUAUCGACACCAAAUCUUAUUCCGCUACCUCAGCAAAACCAAGGGAGCCUGCUGUCUGCUCCGAGUAGAAUGGGACUCCAAGCACAGCGAGAUAAGAGUGUGGAGGUAAGCGGUGGUGGAGGCGUGACCACAAUGCCCUCAGUGACCUCUCACCCCGAGGAACCCAGUGACCUGGAGGAGCUGGAACAGUUCGCCCGCACUUUCAAACAGAGACGCAUCAAACUGGGCUUCACACAGGGAGACGUAGGCUUGGCCAUGGGGAAGCUGUAUGGCAACGACUUCAGCCAGACAACCAUCUCCCGCUUUGAAGCCCUCAAUUUGAGCUUUAAGAACAUGUGCAAGCUGAAGCCACUGCUGGAGAAGUGGCUCAAUGAUGCAGAGACCAUGUCCAUAGACAGUACCCUGCCCAGCCCCAGCUCCCUGUCCUCUCCCUCUCUAGGCUUCGAGGGGGUUCCUGGUCGCCGCAGAAAGAAGAGAACCAGCAUCGAGACGAAUGUACGUGUGGCCCUGGAACGCGCAUUCAUGACGAACCAGAAGCCUACCUCAGAAGAGAUCCUGCUGAUCGCCGAGCAGCUCAACAUGGAGAAGGAGGUGAUCCGGGUCUGGUUCUGCAACCGCCGGCAGAAAGAGAAGCGCAUCAAUCCCACCAGUGCCACCCCUCCCCUGCCCAGCCAGCCCCCCACUGCCCCACCAACGCACAAACCGCCCUGCUACAGCCCUCACAUGAUGUCCAGCCAGAUGUCCAGCCAGCUGUCGCAGGCCGUUACCAGUCUCAGCAGCACAACAGUGACCACCAUGUCCUCCGUCUGCCCCCUGACUUCCAGCCUCACCUCCACCCACCCCUCUCUCAGCUCCGCACCCUCCCCGGUGACUCCUCCUCCCCGCAGCACGGCUAGCCCAGCCACUCCCAGCCACAGCACACUCAAUCUUAACACAGGCUUAUGGCGUAUGGGUAAAAAGAACGGUGACGUGUCUAACUACAUCACCGAUUUUGCUGCAAACUUGAGGAACACUGUGAUGGGAGUUAACACAGGGAUGAACCAAGCCCUCCUCGGUAACAAUCCCCUGGCCACUAUCCAAGCCCUAGCAGCCAGUGGUGGCCAGCUGCCUCUUUCCAGUCUUGAGGGGGGCAGUAAGGUGAUUCUGGGGGCCUCUGGGGGCCAGGGAGCAGGCCUCGCCUCCUCCCUCUUCCUCAACCACCCCGCCCUCCUCCACAUGGCCCAGAACCCCGGCGCUGGACUGGUCAGUGCCGCCGUAGCCAAAGCCUCCCAUCCCUCCCCCUUCCCCUCGGCCAGCAGCAUCAGCCCCACCCCUUGCUCCCCCUCCCCUUGCUCCAGCCCCGCCUCUUCCUGCUCCUCCAGCGAAAUGGCACACAGCCCGCCCUCUCUGGGUGGGGCCAAGAUUGAGUGACCACGCCAAGGGCCAAUCAGAGAGGAGGAGGAAGGGGGAAACGAGAACCUCGCCUUUCACACCAAAGCUAUCUCUUUCUCUCUCUUGCGCUCUUCUUCCGUUAUUUUUUUGCAAUGGCUCUCUCUCUCUCUCUCUCUCCCAGUCUUUCGAUGCCAAAAAUACACAGAAUGAAAGAGGAGAGAGGGAGGGAAAGAAGUGAAAGAGGGGAGAAGGGGGGAAAGGGGAAGAUUGAAACCAAAAAUCUUUAUCUAUCAAAACAGAUGGAGAGGAGGCAACGUGGGACUUUUUUGUCAAUAACGUGUGAUAUCGACAUGGCACCUCUCCACUCUUUCUCUCUGAAGGAAAACAAACCAAUGACUCUUUGACAAAGAGACGGAAGAGACAGCAGAGAUGCAUGUCGAAGUGCAUAAACCAAAAAUGACAAAAGAUAACUUUACUAUGUGACAAAGGAAUGGCGGCAAGGACAAAAAAAAAAUGGAGAGGAGGACUGUGGUUACGUUUUCUUUUUUUUCUUAUUACUUUGAAAAGCUGCGGGUCUGAAGGAAGAGGAGUAGGGAGGAUAAGUUUAAACCAAAAAUUUACCUGAGGAGUAGGCGGAGGAGGAAUACACAAUGACAAAAAAAAAAAGAAAAAAAAAAAAAGUCAACCAUACCAAAAUCCCAAAUACCAAAAAUACGGAGAGAAAAGCUUUAUUCAAAGGACGUGUAAAUACUGAAGCUAUCCAGGACCAGGACUCUACUGCUACUGCUACUGCUACUUACACAUACACACAAACACAUACACACAUCAAGAGCCAAUCCAUCCUGCCAUCUACUCAUCCUGUCUGUGUCAGCUCAUGUGUGUCUCAUAGGUUUUCAUGCUAGAUAUUUUGGAUGAUUUUGUAAAAGCCUGUUACUGAGGCAAAAGCUUGUGAUUGCCAGUUCUGCUGUAUCUUCAUGCGUCUUAUGCGUCAUUAGUCUCUUUACCUACCUCUGGUUCUAAGAGCAUAGAAAAGCUUUCCUCUCUCCUUUUUAUUUCAAAUUCGCCUGACAGAGUCUUGUUAUUCAGUAUCUAUUUUUUACACUUUGUGAAGUACAGAUGGGAUUUUUUGUAUUAUUAUUAUUUAUUAGUGUCAUUUUACAAUCCAGCUCCUAUUUAUUGUCACACACUUUUUUAGUUAUACAGUAUAGGAUUUAUAUCAUCAUCAUUGUCAUCAUCUUUAUCUUCAUCAUACAUAUUUGUGUCAUCAACGUGCAUUUUGUCUUGAAUGUGACUCUUCUGCAGGAACAGAGAUGACGUAGGUGAAAAGAUGUCGUCUCAGUCCUCACCAAGUGCCAGUAGAUCAGAAAUAGAGUUGGCACUCUGCAAGUUGAUUUCAAGGUGUGAAUGAAUUUAUUAAGACCUAAGCAUGUGGCAUUUUGUGCUCUUAAUCAGACCACUCUUUUCCUCACUCUUAAAGAUAACCCAUUAUCAGUGACUCCAUGGCUAAAUGAACAUGCCCUGGAAACUUCACACACUGAAAAUGACGUUUGUUAAGAGUGGCGACCAUUUUGAAAGUAUGAAAUAGGGCUGUGAUUGGAGAUUUAAAGUAAUAAACAUUGAGACUGAAGGCUAAAUAAGUCAAUAAAGCCAAGUUUAGUCACAGCUGGCUCUCAUUCCUGCCUCGUCAAUCAGCAUAGACGCCGCGACACCUGUCUGUCUAGACAUGUUUACUGAUAUUUGUCUGUUUCCAUCAUCACUCCAUCAGUCACAUUUCACUGUCAUUUUCCACCUCAGACUGCCAUUAAUUCUCAAAUAGAAACCAAAGCAUUCUCAAGGCCGGCCUCGUCUUUAAGAGCCUCAGCCCAGACAUAUGAACACAAUAAAGACACCAAGGGGGUGGGAUGCAGCGGGGGCUGAGAACAGGACAUUACCACUGGAAGCCCCCCUGGUGUAAUCCCCUCCACCUGGCCCGUCGCGAAACCCACGGGGGAAGCUUUAUUUAGGGAACUGAUCCUUUACUCCGAACCCCCAGAAAGAAGGGUACGCUGGGACAGGCGAGGGAGGGACACACUGUAGUGAGGGGGAGCAGGUGUCACACUUUUUGUAAGAGGAAACCAAAAAUAAACCCAAACCAAAAAAGAAAAAACAAAAAAAACACACAACCCAAGGAAUGACAGAAGCAAACCAAAAAGAACCCUAACCAAAUGUGGCUGGAGGGAGGAGGGGAGGAGGACAAAGUGCAGGUGUUGAAAGAGAUGAAGGCGUCGCAUCGCUCUGCCUGUCUGUCUGUCUGUCUGUCUGUCUGUUAGCUUUAGGGCUGCAGCAUUCGCCCCAUUCUGAAACUGUGUAGCAUGGAUAGAGAGAUAAAUAAGACAGGCAGAUAGACAGGCGAGCAGAAGAAGGACAGACAAUUCCUCCCCUCCUCUGCCUCUCUCCAGCUCAGCUCUCUGGUCCUGGAUGGAGCUAAACGCAAAUGACCUCACUGAACUGAAAUCUUCUAAAAAUUUGUUUUUAUUUUUCUGUUGGUUGGUUCUGAUUGUUUUAUCUCUGCUGUGUCUCUUGAUGCCGUUUUAUGUACUGUACUUUAGUGCUUAUUACUCAUUUGGGAUAACGUACUCGCUUACUUACUACAAGAGCUCCUUAUUUUUUUCGUAGUCGUGCUAGAGAUUUUUAUCAGGUGGUUGGAAAAAAUACUGUGAAAAUUUAGCUUCCAGAUUUUUAUUAGAUAAAGAAACAGACUGUCUUGGCAGAAAAAAGACAAACACAAAAAGCCAAAAACAAAGAGUUGAAUAGCAAACCUUGAAAAUGCCAAACCAAAUACUGAACUAAACCAAACACAUGUAGAGAGGAACAGGAACUGCCUUCUCUGCAUGAGAGCAAAGUAAUGGGUUAGUGUCAGUUUGUCUGAGGUGAAAGCGUGUGUUUUUCUGUAUAUGUUAAUGGGAUGGGGAAAAAAGAAAAGAAAAUGAAUUGGUACUGCAGUGAUGACACUUAAAGAUGCAGAAUGAUACACACAGAAACAGCCUCGGUCAAGCUGACGGUUUGAAAGUUGGACGUAGACGUAUCCAAAGAAUAUUUGGUUUGGUCCACACCAGAAAAACAGUUGACACGCGAGAAUCGUUUCACGAACCAAACUUUAGAUGUGGGGUUUGCACCUUAAAGGUGAAACCUUUUCUCCACAUUGACUCUUAGACGGAAUGUAUCUGUUAGUGCUUCUAUAGAUUUUGUAGAAAAAAGAUCUAUGUUCUACUGCUUACUUAUCGCUAAUGUAUUAAAAAGAAAAAACUUACAAAAAAGACUUUGAGAAAAAAAAAGAUCCUAAAAAACAUUGAUGAUAAUAACUUGAUUUUAGACCAAAAAUUUUAACUAUCUCUCUUUGGACUUUUUAUUUCUCCUUAUCAAUGAUGAUUUAGACUUUUGAUUGUACUAUUUAUUCAGGUAGGGUUGAUUUAUUCGCUUGUAUUCUUUUUUGUCUUGCUAUUUAUUUGUUAAUUUAUUUCUAGAGGUGCUUUUUUUCAUAUUCUGGGACAUAUUUUGUGAUGGAUUUUGGAUUUUUUUGCCCCCUGCUGAAGUUCUUUCUUACCUCUUAAACCAAAUAAUCCUACAAGAAAUGCAACCUCGGGUUCUGUGGGGACUUAAUAAGAGAAUAUGGCUGAUUGGACGGUCGGCCAUAAAGAUAUUCUCUUCCUCACUGAGACGACUCUCGUCUUAAAGGGGAGGGGAAGCUCACAGUAGUGAGAGGCAGCACUGUGUGGAUGAACACCGUGAAUUUGGUAUUAGCUUUCCGGACACACACUUGCCUUUGUGUCUCCUGAUAAUGAGACAAAAAAAGGCAAGUGAAAUGAAAUUCUGUUUCAAAGCAUAAAUAUGAUUUAUGUGUGAAAAAACUGCCUGAGUUACAGCAUGAGGUGCUCUCUGAGGCACAGUGCUGCUUCUGUUCUCUAUAUUUUCUCCACAGGGAGAACACACUGAAAGCUUUACAGCUACACAACCAAAAACACAAAAGAAGAAGAAGAUCAACUGGGGCAAAGACUGAAGUUUUUUACAUGAUAGAGAGGAAAGAAGGAGGCAAAAGAGAAAGAGGGUGAUUUUGGAUUCCCAGCCGUAAAUUACCCUCUAACUUCUCAGUUUGUCUCUGUCUCUUUUUUUAUGUUUCUGUAUCUCUCACUUUUCUGUAAAUUGUGUUUCAACUUUUUUCUUCAUCCACUGUAGGGUGUAAAAGAGAGAUAGUUCAUCAUAUACCUCAUAUUCUUUGAUGAUAAACCAAAUAGAUGAAUGCUUUAAAAUGCGGGGUUCACGUGGGGAUCAGGGUACCGGGAUGGUACGUGUGGACGGUGUGUUUCGUGUGGCCGGGAGCAGACACAGUGAAGCCAGGUCAAAAGUCAUUGUCCUAAUGGAGGUAACCACAGAGGCUUAGGAUCGAUCUGGGAAGUAACAGAUCAUUGAAUAGAUUGCAGCUUUUUGCCAUUGGGCCCAGAAGGUGCCAUUUAAGGUCAAAGGCGGAACUGGUUCAUGCUCCUGUGCACAAACACACACACACACACACACACACACACAUACCUUGUCCCCCUGGAAUACAACCCCCGCUGUCUGUGUUGAGCUUUGAACACAGCCCUCUCCUCAUAUCUGACCCUCGCUGCUUCUUCCCCGUCAAACAUGGACAGUGGGCUUAAAGCUGCUCUUUGGCACAGAUCUAGGAUCAAACCUGGAUCCAUUUUUGGCUCAAAAAAAGCUUUUCGUUUUGUGUCUCAGAGCAACUUUAUCACCAAGGUCGCCGAGCCCUCUCUCGCCUUUAGGUCUUUAUUGCCUGAUGAGGGGGCACAUUGACCACUUGAUGUCCGUGUGUAUCAGGGAGUGCCGCAGGGCAAGUAACUGGGGAACGGCUGAGACCGAGGUUGCUAGGUGACGCAUCCAGACACUUCUCACGACUCUGUGUUUGUUGAGAAAGUGGAAGUUGAAGGGAGAGGUGUGCAUUUCAUCAAACCGAGGAAACUGAAGUGGAGAGGCACUUUUCUUGGAGCCACUGGGUUUUGAGGGACUGGGUGUCAAGUGCAGGUCUCUUUGGUGGGGAUACCCCCUUAGUGAAUGAUACCAAAGUCAAUGCCCUGCCACGGGAUGCAGCACGAUGCACACGCUCCCUAAAAUCCUGACGUCCACCUAAGUGCUCAGAAACUCCACUUUCCUCCAUAUAGAUGAUCUGCCAGCAAAUUCAUUAGCAUCUCUUUCUCCACGCAAUUACAUUUUCUCUGUAGACAAGUAUAAAAGUAGCUUUAAAGGAAUAAUUCAUCUUUUUGGGAAAUACCACUCUCAUAUCUGUAUGGUAAAUAUGAAAUUUGCCAGCACCCUGUUAGCUUAGCUUAGCAUAAAUACUGGAAUCAGAGGGAAACAGCUAACCUGUCAACUUCAAACCGCUGUGGUUUUUGAACAGAUUAUACAAACAAGAUGUAAAGUCACAGAGCUUAGAGGUGCCCUUUAUCUUCAGAGACAACUGACUACACUGAGUCAUCAUGUCAGUAGCCUUUUACACUGGAGCUCCACUCACUGGUGACUAAAAGCACCACUGCCAGCUCAGCCUUGAUACACAGCGUGUGACUGCCUGGUUAACCAAAAAAAUAAAAUUGUGUGAUCACUCUGGUGCAAAUAGGAGGCUGCUCAACUUAUAAACAGCCUGUUUCUGUGCUGAACUGAAAGUAGUAGCUCUCAACAGACUGAACUUAGCACUGAACAUUACAGCGUUAUGAAUGGGAAUGAGUUUGCUUCCUGCUGUUCACACUGUAGUGCAUUUGAACAGUGAGUGCUCGACUCAGAAGAAGGGAAAAAAAAAAAAAAACAAGUGAACAAACUGUAUAGUCGGUGACUACACAUAUCCGAAGGGAGUGAAGUGAUUUGAAUCAGCAAAGUGAUUCAUAAUUUCCAGCUCAUUUAGACACAGCGAGGGCAGUUGUUUCCAGUCUUUAUGCUAAGCUAAGGUAAGCAGCUCCUAGCUGUAGCUUCAUUUUCACCAUGCAGAUACAAGAAAGUGAAUAAGCAUAUGCUCUGAUAAUGUGGAACUAUUCCUUUAAAAUGCAAGAAUCAGUGUUUGAGCUUGAUUGGAAUCAGAAGGAAAAUCCUGAUGAAAAGCAAAUAACUCUGAACAUGAAGCCAUGAGAGAUGUAACUGUUGUUGGAGUAGGAGAGACACGGCGAGCAAAGAAAACAACAAGCUGCUACUUCUUCCUUCACCCACUCUCAUCCACACAUACACACUCUUCCUCUCUCUCUCUCUCUCUCUCUCUCCUCUACAAUACAGCUUUAGUCCAAAGGUUCUGCAGCAACACAGCAAAGCGAGUCAGAUGUUAAAGAAUAAAACCAAAGAGCUCUAACUUGACCUUCUCUUCAACACAAAGCCUCCACUGCAUCCUUCACUUCUCUCUAUUCCACCCCCAUCAGUUCUCCUUUAACUCCUCUGUCACCUAGCGAGCCGGUCUUUGAAGCAUUAACCUCAGCUAUCCAAAGGGAAAUAAUAAUAAUAAUGAUAAUAAUGAUGCUAAUUAAGAUGAUGAUGAUGAUAAUGAUGAAAUGUAUAUUUUUAAGUAUUUGUCAUUGGAAAAAUAAUCUUAAGCUUCUCAUAAUUAUGAUGAUCAUGAUGAUGGCGACGACAACGACGACGACAACGAUGAUGAUGAUGAUGAUGAUGAUGAUGAUGAUGAUGAUGAUAAUGAAAUUUCUCUUGGUAUCUUUGUAGCUGUUCUGAUCCUUCUUAAGUUCUUGUCCUUUCUGCUCGUGCUGCCAGAGUACUGCUUAACUCCCAUCAGGCCACCCCACCCCCCCACCCCUUUUCAUUUUGUUUACCCCGAUGUUUGGUCCUAACGUCUAACUGUCUGACCUUUACCCCUGGAUGUUUGUCUAUGUGUGUGUGUGUGUGUGUGUUGUGUGUGUGUGUGUGUGUGUGUGUGUGUGUGUGUGUGUGUGUGUGUGUGUGUGUGUGUGCGUGCUGGCAAACACUGACAAGGGGAAGUUUUAAAUUUUCUCUGGAAGUGGUGUCUUCUUGUUAGCUGUUAAAGAGGGGAGGGCUUCAGGCAAUUACAUGUCCACCUGUGAGCAAGCGAGCGAGUGUGUGGUGUAUGUGCGCGACUGGGUGGGGGUUGCUAGAAAAUGGGAAGGGUGUGGUUCGCUGCAGCAAUUUGCAAAAAAGACAAACAGUUCUUUGGACAGCAACAAGCCCCCAGACAUGACCUGUACUUUCAACUGUAACGUACUGUUUGCCAACUUCCUAGUACAUGUAGCUUUAAUUCCCCCUGUCAAAACAGUCAGCUCGUUCCUUUAUUGUGUGUGUGUGUGUGUGUGUGUGUGUGUGUGUGUGUGUGUGUGUGUGUGUGUGAGAGAGAGUGUGUUUGAGUGUCAUCACUCAUCCCUUUGUGUCUUCCAUCCUGUGAGCAGUCCCCCCUCCCACCUUCCAUCUUCUCUAUCUGCACCCUUACCCUCCUGUCUCCCACCUUCUUCUCCCUUGUGGUAGCAAGUUAGCCUUUUAGUGUAUUUAUCUUGAAAACCAAAAAAAAAAAAAAAAAAAAAAAGAAAAAUAACUCUGCUUGUUCAUUGUACAGUGUUGUUCAUUUUAAGUCAUUUUUGUAACUGAAAGUGUUUCAUUCAUCCAAAUAAAACAGGAGACAAAAACUGUACAGACGA
Molecule: messenger RNA, 11226 nt
Organism: Seriola aureovittata
Lineage: Eukaryota; Metazoa; Chordata; Actinopteri; Carangiformes; Carangidae
Gene: pou2f2b
Product: POU class 2 homeobox 2a
Exons: 16
Coding region: 1373-3601 (742 amino acids)
Biological process (GO): regulation of transcription by RNA polymerase II
Cellular component (GO): nucleus
Molecular function (GO): RNA polymerase II cis-regulatory region sequence-specific DNA binding; DNA-binding transcription factor activity, RNA polymerase II-specific
Source: RefSeq, a predicted model, not a curated record